CCUGUCGAUUCUUCUUCCUACUAGUAAACUCAAUCUCUAUAAGGUAACCUGGAAAAUGAACGUUCUAGGGGAUUUGUGCCUGAUUCUACUGAUCAGGUCAUCCAUCGCCCCCGGAUCAUGUCCAGGAGGAAGGUUCGGUGGUAGGUUAGAGGCAAAUGCUAAAGCUAAACAGAAUACUCCAACUACACCACCUUCCGGGUUGGUUCUUGACAUUGGCCAACCAGAUUCCACAAACUACCAGUCCUUUGACUAUAACAAUGAUGGGAUUCCUACAAAACUCAUUAUGCCAAAGGAUGAUAACGUAAUAACAUCAAUCAAGGAAGGUUCUUUAGACAUAUGGAAGACUUCUGGAGAUAAUGUCGCAUGCGCAUUUGUAACUCUUCGUCUGAGCGACGGCAAACCUGUAAUUGCACAACUAACUAAAAAUACCAAUGGACAUCCAAUGGUUAUAUUUGUAAAGAAAGAUGGUACAUGGAAGCCUACAGACGAUUACACUAAUGAGCUUUCUAAGCUGAGGAAAACUCCAGAGUCUGUAGAGAACUUUACCCUUGACCUCUCUAUUAACCAGGAUACUCCAAACUGCAGAAUCUUUGAUACCAAGCUUUAUGGAGUCCCAGUCCGUUUUUAUGCCCCUAAAUUUGGCUUUCAUGCUACAAAAAUGUCCUUUGGAGGAACUGAGCUCUGGACAAAUGCUCCUGAAUCGAAUAAGAGAAUCUUCCUUUUGAUAGCUGGGUUGGGUAAUGGAGAACUGAAGACCAUUAAUGCAUUCAUAAGGGAUCCAAACAAUGGCUCUGAGUUGUUAUAUUACGGAUUUAAAGAUGGAAAGUGGGAGAAUAUCAGUAAGGAUGAAUAUAACAAGAAGUUUGAGGGGUUGAAGAAAUAGCAUUUUCCCUCCCUAUCUCAUCUAUAUCACAAGGAAUGGAUAGAAACUACAUAAGAUCUUUAUAAUGUCUAUAAAGGCAGAAUAUACCAAAUCAUAUUCACGCUGGGAAGAUUGGACAUUCAAGACUCCCAAAUUAUGGAGAAUGUAGUAUAGACUUUACAAAUUAAUGCAGUUUGUUUUGUGAGAUUCUCAUCUCUUGUUAAACACAUGCCUAAACUUG
Theileria equi strain WA is the source of this 1103-nucleotide messenger RNA. RefSeq lists its product as hypothetical. NCBI's taxonomy places the organism in Eukaryota, Apicomplexa, Aconoidasida, Piroplasmida, Theileriidae. The record is from RefSeq and is a predicted model, not a curated record. The coding region runs from base 56 to 883 and encodes 275 amino acids. The transcript has a single exon.